Molecule: messenger RNA, 3101 nt
Organism: Cicer arietinum (chickpea)
Lineage: Eukaryota; Viridiplantae; Streptophyta; Magnoliopsida; Fabales; Fabaceae
Product: pentatricopeptide repeat-containing protein At2g37310
Biological process (GO): RNA modification
Molecular function (GO): RNA binding; protein binding
Source: RefSeq, a predicted model, not a curated record
UAUAAUUAUUAGUUUAAAUUUUUACUAAAUAAGGGACUUUAAGUGACGACAGGCUCAUAGAAUUGGAGGUUUACUAGAAAAUCCCUACUCAUGUGAGGUUGGAGUACAAACCUCGUGUUGAAACGCACGCAAUGAUGGAAUGAGGAUCGGAAAUGCAUUGGCGCUUAACGUUCAAUUUCGAACACAAUUCACCGCCAACAGAAACCUCCUUAAAACCCACGGCGGGGGCCUCGACAUCUCCGCCUAUGGCUCCACCAUUCAACACUGCACCAACCACCGUCUCGUUCGUCAGGGCAAACAGCUUCACGCGCGCCUCUUCCUAUUCUCCAUCACACCCAAUAAUUUCCUCGCCUCAAAGCUCAUCACCUUCUACGCACAAUCCAAUCUCACACGAGAAGCACGCAGCGUGUUCGACAAAAUUCCCCACAAAAGCACCUUCUCCUUUAACGCUAUGCUCAUCGCCUACUCCUCCAAGAGCCUCUUCCAUGACGCGCUUAACCUCUUCUCGUCGUUCGUUUCCUCCACCGACACAGGAGUAUCUCCUGAUAACUUCACCGUAACCUGCAUUUUGAAGGCGCUCGCUUCUUCUUCUUCUUCUUCUUCGUGCUUCGAAUCAGCAAAGGCAAUUCACUGUUACGUUCUUCAACGUGGAUUCAACUCAGACGUUUUCGCUCUCAACGCGUUGAUCACAUGUUAUUGCAGGUGCGGUAGGAUUGAAAUGGCGAGGAAGGUGUUUGAUAAAAUGAUGCAGAGAGAUAUUGUGACGUGGAACUCGAUGAUAGGUGGUUAUUCUCAGAGUGGGUUCUACGAAGAAUGCAAGAGAUUAUACUUGGAGAUGUUAGGUGUGGAAGGCAUUGUACCAAAUGCUGUUACGAUUGUUAGUGUGAUGCAGGCGUGUGGACAAAGUAAGGAUCUUAUAUUGGGAAUCGAAGUUCAUUGUUUCAUGAAGGAGAAAGGGAUUGAGAUUGAUGUGUCGCUUUGUAAUGCUGUGAUUGCUAUGUAUGCAAAAUGUGGGUGUUUGGAUUACGCUCGUAAGUUGUUUGAUGAAAUGAGUGAGAAGGAUGAAGUUAGUUAUGGGUCAAUUAUUUCUGGGUAUAUGGUUAAUGGGUUUGUAGAUAAGGCUUUGGAUGUUUUAAAGGGAAUGGAAAACCCUGGAUUGAGUACAUGGAAUGCUGUGAUUUCUGGUAUGGUUCAGAAUGACCAGUUUGAAGGAGUGUUUGAUUUGGUUCGGGAAAUGCAGGAGUUUGGUUUUAAAUUGAAGCCAAAUGCUGUUACACUUGCCAGCAUUCUUCCUUUGUUUCCGUAUUUUUCAAAUCUUCGAGGGGGGAAAGAGGUGCAUGGUUAUGCAGUUAGAAGAAGUUAUGACCAAAAUAUAUAUGUGGUGACUGCAGUUAUUGAUAUGUAUGCAAAGUUGGGGUUUAUUCAUGUGGCAAGGCGGGUUUUUGAUCGAUUGCAGAGUAGGAGUUUGAUAAUUUGGACUGCAAUGAUAUCUGCUUAUGCUGCUCAUGGAGAUGCUAGUUUGGCACUUGGGCUUUAUGAUCAAAUGUUAGAUAGAGGAAUUCGGCCUGAUCCAGUGACAUUAACGUCUGUGUUGACAGCUUGUGCUCAUUCUGGGCUGGUGCGUGAAGCUUGGGAUGUUUUUAAUGCUAUGCCUUUGAAAUGUGGCAUUCGACCUGUGGUUGAGCACUAUGCUUGCAUGAUUGGUGUUCUUAGUCGAGCUGGAAAGCUCUCGGAAGCGGCAAAAUUGAUUUCUGAGAUGCCAAUUGAGCCAACUGCUAAAGUUUGGGGUGCUCUGCUGCAUGGAGCUUCUGUUUAUGGCGACGUUGAAAUGGGGAAGUUUGUUUGUGAUCAUUUGUUUGAGAUUGAGCCUGAAAAUACUGGAAGUUAUAUAAUUAUGGCAAAUUUGUAUUCGCGUGCUGGGAGAUGGGAAGAAGCUCUUAAGAUUAGGGAAAGGAUGAAAGGAAUUGGGUUGCAGAAGAUCCGGGGAAGUAGUUGGAUUGAAACGAGUGGAAGAUUACAGAGCUUCAUUGCCAAAGAUAUGUCAAAUGAAAUGUCCGAUGAGAUUUAUGCAUUGCUGGAAGGAUUGCUUGGUUUAAUGAGGGAAGAAGGGUAUGUCUUGCAGGAAGAGUUGGAUUAUGAGAUGUGAUCAUUUCCAUUGAAGUAAAUCUCCUGUCCUUUGUAUACGGCCAGAACAGAGAAGGGCGCUCAACUUCUGAGGUGCAGAAAUUAAGCAGCACCUGUCAAAGGUUUAAAGUCAUGGUUGCGAUAUGCGGCCUAUAGCUCUAAAUUGUGGUUAUGGUGCAAACCUUAAUAUUACGGAAAAAUACAGGCAAAUGUGGCUACAAUGAUCACAAUUACGAUUGCGAUGUCGUUGUAGAGAUCUCUGAAACUUUUAUAUUGCAGCUGCAACUGUGAUUGCAGACCGCAAUUUAGAACUACGAUGCGGCCUCAACUGCGAUGGUGUUGCAGUUUCAGAGCAUAAAAAUUGGACUGUUGGUUCAGUCAAGAUUUAUUAUUGAUAAAUCAGUUAGUGUUGGUUCAUGUUUGUCUCAACUUUGCACUUCAGCAGAAAAAAGUUGCACAUGGUUAGCACUAAUAACUUUUUGGACUAUUGAUUAAUUUGAUCUAAUAGUAAUAGACGGAUCUACCAGUUUCAUAGAUGUGGUUAACCAGUUUCCCCGCAUUUCAGGAUGACUUUUUUUUCUUUCUUUUUUCCCCUUCAACUUUAUGGUAUAGAGAUUGAUGCAGUGUGAUGAGAUGGUGACUAAUAUUUUGUUAAAAGCUGGAACAAAUAGGGACAAUUUAUGUUGAGAAUGGCUCCACGUAUAGGAUAUUUUUCUAGAAAUCACCAAAUUAGUGAGAUGAGACGUGGGAAUAAAUUGUGCAUUAAUUUUGAUACAGCCAGAUGUAGUUGAAGAGUCAAAAAAUGCUAUCAGCUUGUGGUAAAAUGAGUGUUACCAAAAGGUCUCCUAGCUUAUAAGCUAUAAACUAGUUUAUUUGUCUUGCCAAACAAACCCUUGGUAUUUUAUUGGUGGGGUAUCUAUUGUGUCUAUCUAUUUCUUUUGAGAAUAUAUCUAUACACAUAUGUCAUAUUAAAUUUA